GGCGGAGCGCGGCGGAGAUGAGCACGGACGGUAACGGGGGCGGCGAUGGGCACGGACGACUUGAUCGAGACGUUCAGGGCGCAGCUGAGGGACGACCCCGAUGUCGCCUCGGCCGUGGCCGCCAUCCGAGCGCUGCUGGGGUUCCUCAAGCAGGACCGAGGAGAGACCAUCCAGGGCCUGCGGAACAGCCUGCGGGACGCCAUCGACACCCUGUCGCGGGUGGACUCCUCGGUGGCCGUGUCCUCCGGCGGGGAGCUCUUCCUGCGCUUCAUCAGCCUCACCUCGCUGGAGUACUCGGACUACUCCAAGUGCAAAGAAAUCAUGAUCGAGCGCGGGGAGAUCUUCCUGACCAAAGUGUCUCUGUCGAGGAAUAAAAUCGCCAAGCUGUGUCACCCGUUCAUCAGAGACGGUGCUCGAAUACUGACACAUGCCUACUCCAGGGUGGUCCUCAGGGUGUUGGAAGCAGCCGUGGAGGCCAAGAAGCGAUUCAGUGUUUAUGUUACUGAGUCACAGCCAGAUGAAGCAGGGCAAAAAAUGGCAAAAGCCCUGAGGAAACUGAACAUUCCCGUGACUGUGAUUCUGGAUGCUGCAGUUGGCUACAUUAUGGAGAAAGUGGACCUGGUGUUAGUUGGUGCUGAAGGUGUAGUUGAAAGUGGAGGCAUUAUCAACAAGAUUGGCACCAAUCAAAUUGCUGUGUGUGCCAAAGCCCAGAAUAAGCCAUUUUAUGUGGUAGCAGAAAGUUUCAAGUUUGUCAGACUCUUCCCUCUCAAUCAGCAGGACGUCCCUGACAGGUUUAAGUACAAAGCAGACACUCUGAAAACAAGUCAGAACCUAAAAGAGGAGCACCCCUGGAUUGACUACACCUCCCCAUCUCUGAUCACUCUGCUGUUCACAGACCUCGGUGUGCUGACUCCUUCAGCUGUCAGUGAUGAACUCAUUAAACUCUACCUGUAACCCAGAGACACAGAGGCACAGGAUGUGUCAUCUCCAAGGACUGCCAGGGUUCUGAGAACUUGGAGGAUACAUGAAUAUGGCAAAGAAAUGCCAUUAGAAGGAUUAACAUAAUUAUGGACCACUGUUGAAAAAGUUCCCAAAGUUAUUACAGCUCCUAAAGGCCACAACUAAAUUAUUUUAAAGAGGGAUGGAUUAUUUUGAUACUUUAAAUAAAAUCCCUUAUGGUGUAUCCAGA
Melozone crissalis (California towhee) is the source of this 1189-nucleotide messenger RNA. RefSeq names its product eukaryotic translation initiation factor 2B subunit alpha (gene EIF2B1). Gene Ontology annotation, biological process: translational initiation. Gene Ontology annotation, cellular component: eukaryotic translation initiation factor 2B complex. NCBI's taxonomy places the organism in Eukaryota, Metazoa, Chordata, Aves, Passeriformes, Passerellidae. The coding region runs from base 46 to 954 and encodes 302 amino acids. The transcript is spliced from 9 exons. The record is from RefSeq and is a predicted model, not a curated record. Gene Ontology annotation, molecular function: guanyl-nucleotide exchange factor activity; translation initiation factor activity.